GAAAAACCUAAAGAAAAUAUCCAAACAUCCUCCAAAAAGUCAAAAAUAUUUGCUGAGACUAUUAUUUCACAGCUAUCGAUUGAUGUAUCGCAACAAGUUGUCAUACCUGAUAUUGAAAAUAAUAUGAUAAUUGAAACCAACCAGCUUGCAAAAGACAAUCCUCAAGAAUUUAUUAACAAAUUUAAUAUUGCACGUCAGCAUGUUUUAAAUAUUCUUAAAUAUUGA
This is a messenger RNA of Racocetra persica, 225 nucleotides long. NCBI's taxonomy places the organism in Eukaryota, Fungi, Glomeromycota, Glomeromycetes, Diversisporales, Gigasporaceae. The record is from the annotation of a GenBank genome assembly.